AUGGCGGAAGGCGCAUUUACGAAGGCUGUGAAUCAAAAAUACCCUGGAUUUACCUAUGAAGCCGAAGGGAAGUGGAGAGGCCCUUUCUGUUUCGUCCAUGCAGCAGACACACAGUUUGGCUUGAUUGACUCGUGGAAUGGAGUCCCGCUUGGCGAGCAAAAGUGGGAGAAGGAGAUCGUGUUAACACGUAAGGCUAUCGUGGCCGCAAACAAGUUGUCACCGAAACCUAGAUUCUUUGUGGUUUGUGGUGAUCUCGUUAACGCGUUUCCUUGGGAAGAAUAUAAUGAUUCACAGGUCGAGGAUUUUAAGAAGGUUUUCAAAGAACUUGAUCCGAGCAUACCACUAAUUUGCGUGUGUGGAAACCACGAUAUUGGAGAUUCGCCAACGCAACAGUCAUUACAGAAGUACCGCAGCAAUUUUGGCGAUGACUUUUAUUCUUUUUGGGUUGGAGGUGAGAGUUAUCACUGCUUUUGGUGAAACAUUAAACAUAUAUUCAAACCUGAUUUUCCUUUUGGAGGUUAAGCGUAAAUUUUCUCGACUAUAAAAGAUUUCGUUAUCGCGCCCUCGAUAAUUUGUUUUCUAUUAUUCAUCGUAAAAAAUUUCACUUUUCAAGUCCUUUAUAGUGCGUUAUAUCGGUGCAUUUGUAUCAUUUCAUAAAAAUGUAUCAGUAUGCCGUCGCGAGAAGCCUUUUCAAUUAUUAUUAUUUUUUUUUUAUUAUUUUUUUUUUCAUGCAGAAGUUUUACGCUUCUAUGGAGAUUUUGAAUUUUUAGUUUACGUCUGUAGGAAAUGUACUUCCCAUCCAUAUGAGCUAUGUAGGGUGGGCCAAGAGGGGAAAAUCGUCAUCAUUAAGGAAGUAACCGCCCGUUGUGACAACCUUCAAAAGUGUCCUCCAUGGCCACGAUGACUAUUGGAAUUGGCAUAGAAUUAGAAUUGGCAUAUUCUCUUAGUCUGUGGUUAAAAAAAAGAAAAAGAAAUAAUGAUAAAGUCAAAGAAUACUUAUGGCCAACUCUUGCAUAAAGUAUUCAAUCAAGAGAUGAAACAUGGUUGUGAACUUGUAAUUACUGGUCUUGCAGCAAUGCAAGGUUGCUCUUAUCUCAAAAGCCAAGCUUCGGGAAAAUCAUGGAGGGUUCCACAAUUAUGGUAACCAUCCAACUCAGCAAAAUAAUAAAUGCAUAUAAAAUCAACAAAACCAGCACAAAAUAGUAUCCUGCAAUUAUCAAAUUACUAUUUGCAGAAUUUGACAAAUUGAGAUGCUGCCAUUCAAAUCUUUCUUAACCUGUACAAGCUAAAUUCCACUAUCUUCCAUUCCUAUGUCACAUUUCACCUCACAGUUGCACAAUAUAACACAACAAUCUUUGUUCACAGGGUUUUCUCCCACUCCCACAAACUUAACAUUUUUGUGCCUUGGAACAAAUAUACCUCAGAACACAUUUUAUGUGACCAGAAGUUUUUUUGACUGAUUGAAAUUAAAGAUAUUCAGAAAUGAAUUCCACAAGUUUUCUUUUGUCAGAAAAAGCACAUGAUUAUUUUUGUCCACUUCUGAUUGAUCCAGCUGCUGAUUACUUAAGAUAAUUGAAUGUAAUCAAAGUUUUUUUUUUAUAUCAAAUCAUAAACAAUCGAAGCAGUUCCCAGCACUGGGUUUGUGCCUGAACUUGAUAAACUUUUGUUCACUUGGAAGGUGAUACUUAAAGCAAUGAUGCAUAGUAUAAACUGUAACAAAGCCUCUCUAUCAUUUUAUGCACGAGUUCGGGACAACUGAUUACCACAGUGUCUACAUCUUAGAUUCAGGAUGAGUGAGUGACUCAUUGGGAUAUCAGAGUCCCCAUAAAAAAAUUGUUUGCACAAGUUAAAAGAGAAAAUUUUGAAAGAGCUGCUUAAUUAUAACAUGUGCUGCAUCCAGCCUACUCUCAAUCACCUGAUGUACAGCAAAAUUUUUGUUAUUAUAGAAUCUUGUCAAAAUAUGUUUCUUUUCUAUGAAGCCAAUACAUAUGUAUUUUAUUUAAAGAUGAAUGAAAAAAAUGGUUACUUUAGUAUAUAAAAAAUGUAUAAACACCCUUGUUUAUCUCCUUAAUGAGAAAGAUGAAGGACAGCUUUUCUCAUACCAUCUCACACUGUGAAUUAAGAAUCCCUACGGGAUACUGCAGCAGAUGUGUUAGGCCAAUAAAAGUCUCUCAGUUGCCCAGAUUCCCUUUCCCCACUCGAGUUGAAUGUUUAUAUCUCUCAAGGGGGAUAGGGCCACAAGUGAUUUGGUCUGCAGAAAAUGUGUCAGAAUGUUCUCUGCUUCUUACACAAUAGGAUUAAUUUAUAGCCAUGUUGCUAACUUCGUUGGUUCAGUAGAGGAGUGGUAAGGCAUCAGCCUACUCAUUUCAUUAGUUUUAUGAUUUCUGUCCCCAAUUUUUGUAUUAGUUCAUAAAUAUUUCAACCAUUUGUGCCAGCCACUAUUAGGGUGACUUUCCAUCACACAAAUUAAAAAAAAGGAAGUUUACUUAGAUAAUUAAAUUAAUUAGAUAAUCAAAGCCAAAUUUUGUUGCACAUAAUAUUAUAACUGAUGUGAGUAAAUGUUUUUUUUUGGGAAAAAAUUAAAUCUCUCACAGUCACUAGCAACCACUGCAAUCUCAUGGUCCUGAUUUCUCUUUUCUUUUUACAGGAGUCUUCUUCAUUGUUCUCAAUAGCCAAUUUUACAAAGAUGCAAGUCAAGUGAUUGAUCAGAAACAAGAACAGGACAGAUGGCUGGAUGAACAGCUUGAGUUUGCAAAAUCAUGCGAUGCACAUCAUAUUGUGAUGUUUCAACACAUUCCUUGGUUUUUUGGCAAUCCUGACGAGAAUAACGAUUACUUUAAUAUCGAGUUAAAUCUACGCAAACAAAUGCUAUCGAAAAUGAAAAAUGCAGGGAUCAAAUAUGUAUUUGCUGGUCAUUAUCACAGAAAUGCUGGUGGCUUUGAUCAAGAGUUGGAAAUGAUUGUCACAAGUGCUAUUGGCCAGCAAAUUAACAAUGAUAAAGAUUCUGGGAUGAGGAUUGUAUGUGUGGGCUCAGAAAAAAUUACACAUGAAUAUUAUGAACUUGACAGUGUUCCAACCUGCGUGACUCUCUAGUUAUCUGUUUGAUAUUCAUCUGUGUGGAAGAUUUAUGAAAUUCCAGCGCAGUCAGAUCCAAAAAUGAAAACAAGUUACGAUUUCAAGAAUGAGAGGUAUCCUUUUCAUCAUGUUCUGCCCAUUGAACCAACUUUACUCAAGAGUCAUUUAAUUUCAAACACUAGUUAUCAGCUCAAUAUAAUCAUAGGAAAUUUUAUUAGAGUUGGGUUAAGAAUAGACUUUGUCAGGGACCCCAAGUCCUGUUUAUUUGCUUAGUACCUGGUAGCUUGUACUGUACUGAUCAUUUCAUUAAAUCAAUAAAUCAGUUAUUACUUUGAAUUACAGUUUUUAAGUAAUAUUUGAGAAAGAAGACCAAUUCAAUUAUGGCUUUGGCAAGAAUAACUUUCUAGGGAACUACCAAAAAGUAAUGGGAUGGUUAGAAGGCCAGUAACAAAGUAAAUAACAAGUGGGGGUGAACUUUUAUGUCAAUAGCACUUACAUGUAAGCCUGGAAAAACUAAGAGACCAAUAAUUCACUUGUGACAGUGGUUACAUGUGGCACAUAAGUGAGAAUAAAGAAAAAACCAAUCUUGCAUCUUCCUUCAACAUGUAACUAGAUCAUUUGAAUGCAAUUUUUCUUGCUUUUAAUUUAUUUUUUAUUUCUUGAUGUGUGCCAUAUUUAUUUAGAAGAUUAAAACAGAAGCUGUUUUAAUGGCAGUACAGCAAAUGUAGUUGGUUCUAUCAGUUACCUGCUGUCCUAUCCUAUAAUGUAUUAAAACUUAUUUUCACUGUCAUGUUAAUCACUAUUAAUAUGACUUUGUAUGGUUUGUAGUUAUUGCACAAAUUUUAGAUUAUUAUAAGAAAUAAAUUGAAAGGAAGCUUGAUCUGUAUGCAUUACUGAAAUAGUACCACUUAUAAAGCCAAUGCCAAUAUUACGUAAUAUGUACUUUUUUACAAUGCAAUUGUAAAUAAUGUUUAUUUGAUUCUUAGGUGGCCUGUAACACUUCCCGAGUCUUUGCUUGAAAUUAGUACUUAUAAGUUUUAAGCUUUAAAUUCAAGUUUAUUCAAGUCUGAGAAACUUUGUCUUAGUUUCCACCUUACACUGUUAACUCAGUACAACAAAUGGAUAUGAUUUUAUCCACUACAUGUACCUUACAAUGACUUUGUAAAGUUACUGUAACAACUGGUACUUCAUUUCUGUAAGUAAUAGACUUCAUAAUUAUAUAGAGGACGUAAUAGGGAUUCAUCUUAAGCAUGAUGUUGAAGCUGCCAGUUGUUAAUCCUGUAAUUUUUAUCCCUUCAAAAGAAUUGCAGAACAAGAAGAACCUUUCAAGAACAAAUGUGAAUAUUUAAAGGAAUUUUCAGACAGUAGAAUUUGAUUUUGCAGUGAACAUCAUGCUUAAAAUCUUGUCUCUUAUCACAUUUGAUCAAAGUCUCCAAUCACAACUCAAAGAUGGACACACAGGUCCUCUUAUUGUACAUUCAAUGGGUAAACUUGUCUCACACAAACAUACAUGUACUUUUCAGUACCCAAAAUGGAGGAUACAUUUUGAACUAAGGAUUAAAAUAACUGUUUAAAAUUGUGAAAAUGAUGAAAAUCAUAAAAUAACCACUGAAUUCAGAAUUGCUUUCCUGAAUAUUUAUAAACAUUUUUAUAACUUACAGAGUUAAGAUACUCGACACUAUAUAGAUCCUCAAAAAUAUAUAUCAAUGCUUCACAUACAGGAAAUUAUUGUAAUAUUAAGAUUAGUUCGAGUAGUGUGAUCGUCCGGG
Pocillopora meandrina is the source of this 4844-nucleotide messenger RNA. Lineage: Eukaryota; Metazoa; Cnidaria; Anthozoa; Scleractinia; Pocilloporidae. The record is from the annotation of a GenBank genome assembly.